UUUGUUGACGUUGGUCAAAAGUGCGCAACGUGUUCUAUUGCUUGGCGGGGGGGCAGCAGGCCUGUCUGUGAUAGAGAGAGAGAUAGAGAGAGGGACUUGGUCAAGUUUUUGUUUAUUUUCGAUUCAAAGUCGGUGGCCGCUUUAACCGUGUGAAAGUGCAGCUUGAUUAAAUUGACGCUAAUAACAAUAGCAAUUUACUCCCUAAUCAUCACAAUGAACGAUUUUGGGAAAUUUGUCAAAACGCAUGGCCCGAGGCUGGCGCCCUUUGUGGCCACCCUGAUACUGUACUUCUCGCUGGUGCGCCAGGAUCCCCAAGGAGAGCUAUGGACCACAGUGCUCAAGUGUUUGCCCAUUGUGGCCUUGAUGUUUUAUGUGGUGGCUAAUGGGUUCUCGCUUAAAAAGGACUACCGCCGAUCGCUCUGGAUACUUCUUGGUCUGGUCUUCUCCUGCGGUGGCGAUGCCCUGCUCAAUGUCAACCUCUUUCCCUUUGGAAUGGUCAGCUUUGGGGUGGCCCAUGUGUUCUACAUCUGCGCCUUUGGCUGGAAGCCACUCAAGUGGCCCAUCGGACUGGCUCUCUAUGUGGCCGUGUCGCUGUUUGUGUACUUUGUGCACCAGAAACUGGACGAGAUACUCAUCAUUGGAGUCCCCAUCUACUGUUACCUGAUCACCACCAUGCUGUGGCGCGCCCUGGCCCGGGCUGUGGAUGCCAAGAAUUUCCUCGCCAUUUUCUGCGCCGUGGGAGCCGUUCUGUUCGUCGUUUCAGAUGCCCUGAUCGCCGUCACCAUGUUCGUGGGCGUGCCCCUGCCCUGUCCCCGGCUGCAGAUCAUGAUCACCUACUACGCUGCCCAGUUCGCCAUCGCGCUGAGCACUGCGGACGACGGGCCGCAGUCCUUUCGGUCCUAUCGCAGGAAAAUCAAGUAAUAGCAGCCCAGAAUGCUCCACUGAGGAUGGAACCCAGUGAAAAACAACGCAACCACCAAAAUUAGUACUUCCAAAAUACUAGAGUAAUGCCAUUUACGCGCGCCUCUUCCGCAUCCCUGUAGUUUAGUCUAAGCCAAAUAUAUUGUUGGAGUUGGAUGCGGAGGGAGCGGAUCUUCGUAGAGUUAGUAGAUGUUUCUUGACUUUUCAACUAAUAUAGAUACUAUUAAUUGUA
Messenger RNA from Drosophila persimilis, 1153 nucleotides. RefSeq names its product lysoplasmalogenase-like protein TMEM86A. The record is from RefSeq and is a predicted model, not a curated record. The transcript is spliced from 4 exons. Gene Ontology annotation, cellular component: membrane. Bases 214 to 921 code for a protein of 235 amino acids. Lineage: Eukaryota; Metazoa; Arthropoda; Insecta; Diptera; Drosophilidae.